GAUUAAAACUCAAUAUUAAAUGCCUUUUGUACUUAGAAAGAGAGAGUUUCUUCUUCUUCUAUCGAUUUCUGCUUCUGUCGUUAUCAUAGCUGUUUUUUGCCACUGUGUCGUCGCUGUCCCUAGAUUGAAACUUGAAGAAUACCCAGCAAGUAAACAUGACUGUUGUUGAUGGAGGAGAAUCACCUUCAAGGCUUGAGGGAAAAAUUAGUGCCAUGAUUGUUUGUUGGAUUCUGGGAUUUGGAUCUCUUAUCGCUUGGAAUAGUAUGCUCACAAUUGGAGAUUAUUAUUAUAAUCUCUUCCCUGACUACCAUCCUUCAAGGGUACUUACUCUGGUUUAUCAACCCUUUGCCUUUGGAACAAUGUCAAUAUUGGCAUACAACGAAUCAAAGAUCAAUACUAGACGGAGGAACAUAUUUGGAUACUCACUUUUUGUUGCAAGUACUUUCAUGCUCUUAGUGUUGGAUUUAGCUACAUCAGGGAGAGGAGGACUUGGAUCUUUCAUUGGUAUAUGUGCUAUUGUUGCAUUUCUUGGAGUUGCAGAUGCUUGUGUUCAAGGUGGAAUUGUUGGUGAUUUGUCUUUCAUGCUCCCGGACUUUAUUCAGUCCUUCUUUGCUGGUUUGGCUGCAUCUGGUGCCUUGACCUCUGCUUUAAGGCUUAUCACAAAAGCAGCCUUUGAAAAGUCUAACAAUGGUCUUCGUAAAGGGGCAAUGUUGUUUCUAGCUAUUUCUACAUUAUUUGAGUUCCUAUGUGUCCUAUUGUACACAUAUUUCUUCCCUAAAUUGCCAAUAGUGAAGUACUUCCGCUCUAAGGCAGCUUUAGAAGGAUCAAAAACUGUUCAAGCUGAUCUUGCGGCAGCUGGUAUCCAAACAAAAGACGACCAUCAUGAACAGAAUGAGAGGCUAAGCAACAAACAAUUAGUCAUUCAGAACAUAGAUUACGCGCUUGACCUAUUUCUAAUAUACGUCUUAACGCUGUCGAUUUUCCCUGGAUUCUUAUACGAAAACACUGGUGAACAUAAGUUGGGUACAUGGUAUCCACUUGUGUUGAUAGCAUCUUACAAUGUGUGGGAUCUGAUAUCAAGAUAUCUUCCCCUUGUAAAAUUCUUGAAGAUAGAGUCAAGGAAAGGCCUUACGAUUGCAAUACUCUCUCGAUUCUUACUGAUCCCUGCUUUUUACUUCACUGCCAAGUAUGGUGAUCAAGGAUGGAUGAUAUUGAUCGUAUCAUUCCUGGGAUUAACAAAUGGUCACCUCACGGUCUGUGUAAUGACUGCAGCACCUAAAGGUUACAAGGGGCCUGAACAAAAUGCCUUGGGUAAUAUACUAGUGCUAUGUCUAUUAAUUGGGAUAUUUGCAGGGGUUUCUUUGGACUGGUUAUGGCUCAUUGGUAAAAAGAAUGCCUUCUAAAAUAUUCGUCUUUGUUGAAGAUUUGCUUCAGCUACUAUAACAAAAUAAUCUAGCUAAUUUUAACAAGUUUUGAUUUGUUGUUGAUUUCUAGAGAUUUUUUAGAAUCUUUUAGUGGCUGCUAAGGGACGGUGAAAAUGAUAUUCACCUAUACAUUCAAUGCUAGCUUUGUCUUUAGGGCCUAGGGGAUUUAAAAGCCAUUAUUAACCUUAUUUAAUAAUCAUUUUUCAAUGUCAUGUAAUAUAAUCCAGUAUUUUUUUUUUCUUAUGUUGGAUGUAUAAUCGAGAGUAUUUGUAGCAUAUUGUCAAAUGGGAUCUAAUAAAAAUAAGUUUUACCUUAUAA
Messenger RNA from Gossypium arboreum, 1742 nucleotides. RefSeq names its product equilibrative nucleotide transporter 3-like. The record is from RefSeq and is a predicted model, not a curated record. Gene Ontology annotation, biological process: nucleoside transmembrane transport. Gene Ontology annotation, cellular component: plasma membrane. The coding region runs from base 156 to 1403 and encodes 415 amino acids. NCBI's taxonomy places the organism in Eukaryota, Viridiplantae, Streptophyta, Magnoliopsida, Malvales, Malvaceae. The transcript is spliced from 10 exons. Gene Ontology annotation, molecular function: nucleoside transmembrane transporter activity.